CGUGACGGCAGGACAAGGAGGAGGGCCGUAAAGUGUGGUGUUUUGGACUGGAGGAGGUCAUUGGAAAGUGAGGGGAAGGUACGGGCUGGAAAGGCACAGAGAUAUUUGGUGCCAGCGUAUCUCUGAUGCCGGAGUAAAAUAAGAAUUCAACAGCCUUGUUUAGAGUUUCAACCGCUGCGAAAUGCUUCGUCUUAUCCUCCGGCUCAGGCCGUCCUCAGGGCUCCCCGGUCCCCGUGCCCUCCCGACCGGGCCUGCUACCAUUAGCUCCCGCUCCGUUCCCGGAACCGGCCGUCUGAGGCGACUUCACAGCGCAGCGACGUCCCGGGCGGUAUGCCUGUCCUCCGGCCACAGAGCGACCCUGCUGCGGUGUCCUCAGCUGGCAGGCAGCUGUCAGAGCACGCGCUUCUACUGCCUGCCGCCGCACGAGAAGGUGGAGCUCCCUGCACUGUCACCCACCAUGCAGACAGGAACGAUCGCUCGCUGGGAGAAGAAGGAGGGGGAAAAAAUCGGCGAGGGUGAACUAAUAGCUGAAGUGGAGACUGACAAGGCGACUGUAGGAUUUGAGAUGCUUGAGGAGUGCUAUCUGGCAAAGAUCCUGGUUCCUGAAGGGACCAGAGAUGUCAGUGUUGGAGCAGUGAUCUGCAUCACUGUUGACAGCCCUGACCUCAUCCCAGCCUUUAAGGACGUCACUUUGGAAUCACUGAAAUCAGCAGGUGCGGGUCCCUCACCAGCUGCCUCUGCUCCUCCUCCCCCUUCUCCUGCUGCUGCUGCUCCUCCUGCCGCCCCUGGCAGCUCAUACCCAACACACAUGAAGAUCACACUUCCUGCCCUCUCUCCCACCAUGACGAUGGGGACGGUGCAGCGCUGGGAGAAGAAGGUCGGAGAGAAGCUGAGUGAAGGAGAUCUGCUGGCAGAGAUUGAGACAGACAAAGCAACCAUCGGCUUUGAGGUGCAAGAGGAGGGGUACUUGGCCAAAAUCAUGGUGGCAGAGGGAACCCGGGAUGUUCCAUUGGGAGCACCACUCUGCAUCAUUGUAGAGAAAGAAAGUGACAUCGCUGCCUUUAAGGAUUAUGUAGAAACCGGAGUGGCAGAGGUUUCCACACCACCUCCAGCACCCGCACCAGUUGCAGUUCCGGCAGCAGUUGCACCCACUCCUGCAGCUGCAGCCGCUGCCCCAGCAGCAUCUAGGAAGGGUCGUGUGUUUGCGAGUCCCCUCGCCAAGAAGCUCGCUGCUGACAAAGGAAUUGACUUGGCACAGGUCAGCGGCUCUGGUCCUGAUGGACGCAUCACUAGGAAAGAUAUCGACAGCUUUGUUCCACCAAAGGUUGCACCAGCAGUUGCUGCUGCUCCCACUCCAGUCACAGCUCCAGGUGUUCCUGCACCUGCUGCAGCUCCAGCUGCACCAGCCGGGACCUACACAGACAUCCCUAUCAGCAACAUCCGGAAGGUCAUCGCUCAGAGGUUGAUGCAGUCCAAGCAAACCAUCCCCCACUAUUAUCUGUCUGUAGACGUUAACAUGGACCAAGUACUCGGGCUGAGGAAAGAACUCAACGAGGAAGUGAAAGCCCAGAAUAUCAAGCUCAGUGUGAACGACUUCAUCAUCAAAGCCAGCGCUCUGGCCUGCCUCAAGGUUCCUGAGUGCAACUCCUCCUGGAUGGACACAGUUAUCCGGCAGAAUCAUGUGGUGGACCUGAGUGUAGCAGUGAGCACAGCCAAUGGUCUCAUCACACCUAUAGUCUUUAAUGCCCACACCAAAGGAUUGGCUGCCAUCAGCUCUGAUGUGUCUUCUCUUGCUGCCAAAGCAAGAGAAGGAAAACUGCAGCCACAUGAGUUCCAGGGAGGUACAUUCACAAUCUCUAAUUUGGGAAUGUUUGGCGUCAAGAACUUCUCUGCAAUUAUUAAUCCACCUCAGUCCUGUAUCCUCGCCGUCGGAGGCUCAGAAAAACGGCUGAUGCCCGCUGAUAAUGAGAAAGGGUUUGAUGUUGCCAACCUGAUGUCUGUGACGCUGAGCUGUGACCACCGGGUGGUGGAUGGGGCGGUCGGCGCACAGUGGCUCGCAGAGUUCCGCAAGUUCCUGGAGAAACCUGUCACCAUGUUGUUGUGAUUGGACUGAACUGCCGUUAAAUAAAAAACUGCAGCAUCAGGCCGAUGCUUCUCACUGAAGUGAUCUGAUUGGUCUAAACCGAUCCAGAUCCUCCUGUGAUUGGCCGGCCUGCAACCAGGUCACUCCCAGAUACCCUGAAAGGGAGAGGCAGAACUCACUCCGCUUACCUGUCUGUCUCUCCUGUCUGUCCCUCUCUCUCUCUCCUCUCUCUCUCUCACUCAUGUUCUAUUUAUUGAGGCCCCUUCUCAUGGCAGACCAGAAUUAGGUAUGUUUUAUCCUAGAAUAGAGACUGGCUGUGUGUCACUAAAACAGUGAUAAUGUUUUACAAAGGGAAGUGUUACAUGUCCAACCAGCGAGCAAAUUUAUCACAGAACCUACUGGUUUGUGUGUGUGUUUGUUUGUCAGACUUUUAACAUUGAUUUUGUGUGAAUGUCAUAAAGACAGCAGGGAGUGCAGCUGUGUGCGGGUUCUAGUCUUCGGGUUAAGGGAUGUGUUUUUUUGUCUACUUGCAGGCAAGAGAACAGCUUUAAAUGUAAGUUAACUUUAAGAUACACAAAAUCCAGAUCUACACACACACACUCACACAAACCUUUCCCUGAUCUGUGGACUAACACACAUAAAAGCAAAAUAUUUAGUGUGUUUUCUGUGGAUUUAUGCCACAAUGUGUAUACUUCACACCGUGGGAAGAAUACUGUGCUGUAUAUAUAUACAGAGUUAAGAUAUUGGUUGAAAUAAUCCAGCUCUGAGGAGGCCUCGCCAAAUUAUAUAAAAUCUGUAUAGUCUAAAAAUGACAACAACAUGCUCCUUAAAGGAAGUACUCAACAGUUUUGCCAACUUUCUCUCUUCCAUGGGGAUGUUUUAUUUUCUAGUAUCAGAGUAAAACACUCACCUUUUGAAAUAGUAUAUUUCACAGCUGAAACGCACAAAGCAGGUGCUGGAUGUUUGUUGUUGUUUGAAUAAAGUGGGAGACGUCAACCUUGAGCCAA
Molecule: messenger RNA, 3090 nt
Organism: Notolabrus celidotus (New Zealand spotty)
Lineage: Eukaryota; Metazoa; Chordata; Actinopteri; Labriformes; Labridae
Gene: dlat
Product: dihydrolipoamide S-acetyltransferase (E2 component of pyruvate dehydrogenase complex)
Exons: 14
Coding region: 182-2104 (640 amino acids)
Biological process (GO): pyruvate decarboxylation to acetyl-CoA
Cellular component (GO): pyruvate dehydrogenase complex
Molecular function (GO): dihydrolipoyllysine-residue acetyltransferase activity
Source: RefSeq, a predicted model, not a curated record